UUUCAGUUUACACUCCAAGAGUGUCCCUGAUACUUUAAUAUUCUCUUAUUCUGUAUUUGUGUGCUUGUUAAUAACAAAAAGCACCCGGAUAAGAAGAUUGAAAAGUGUCGAACGUUCAUUCCGUGAAGAUGAAAAAAGCGGCAGAUCGGCCGACUUCGGCGGUGAAUGGUAGGCAUGAAUCGCCCGCUACGUCCACAAAUAACACACAAAAUAGUGGAACGCCCAGUUUGAAUGGACAAGAUCCACUGAGAUCAACGUCAUCAUCACCUCUAUUUGGCACAGAACCACUACCAGAAGAUGAUCAUGCUUCAUGUCCAUACUGUCAACAAGAUUUCCGUAAACCGCGAGUUCUUGAUUGUCUUCAUUCAAUGUGCGAAGAUUGUAUUAUUGCUCAACUUGAUGGACACCUUCAAGCAAAGUCAGCUGCCAUUGAAGAGAAGAAACGAGCGACUGCAGCAAUGUUGGAUUGUGAAUUGGAAACACCGAAAGUUAAAGAACGACCAACACCUCCUGGCGUAAUCCGAUGUCCAAUUUGUUCACAAGAAUCGCAUGUUGGAAAUGAUGUUCGAUAUGUUCAUGCCAUGCUCCUGGAUUUUGUUCGUCUUGCCGAAAUGAAGGAAGUUGAAGUUGAGAAAAUGGUUGCCCACCAUCGCAAACCAUGUACUGCCUGCAAAUCCGAACAAGAAGCCAUCGCAUUCUGUGAUCAAUGCUCUUCAGAUUUAUGCGAAAACUGCACAACUGCUCAUACUGUCAUGAACCUUUUCCAAGGUCACACUGUAACCACAUUUGCUGAUCUUCGGCAGCCUGGAGCCCAUCCAGAACUUCGUCAAGUCAUGUGCUCCACUCAUAAUCAGCAUAUGAGAUAUUUGUGUGCAGCAUGUGAAACAGCGGCUUGUAAGCAAUGCCUGGAAGUUGAUCAUUUGAAUCAUAAAAUCAUUGAUAUCAACGAGCUUGUGAUCAAUGCUAUAAGGGAAGAUGUGACAAGUACUGUGGAUCGUGUCGAAAAGAAAUAUAACAAUUCUGUGGCUGAUAUGAAUAGCCUUCCAGACAAGUCUCAACAGUUGAAUGAACAGUAUGAGAUUGCGAAGUAUCGAGUUGAUAAACAUUAUGAGGAGUUACGCAAUUCUAUUGAGGAGGCCUAUCAAAAAAGCGUGAACGAUCUCGAAGAGGCGCGAAUCCGUCAAGAGUCUAACAUUGAUGAAAUGUACCGUAAAUCACAAGUUAACGAAGCACGAGUACAUGAUGCCAUCAACUUCACUCGCCGACUUCUUACCAAAGGAAAUGGUCUCGAGUUGGUUGUUUCGAGGAAAAAAGUUAUUCAACAAUUUGGAAACUUGUCUCAUGCUAUUCCAUCUCAUGGACACCAAGUGGAACUUGAGUUUUAUACUCCAUCGAAAAAACAAAUUGAUCAUUUUGUGCAUCAACUAACUGGAACAGUUAUCGGACGAGUGAUUCAGCCAACUGUUAAAGACGUUGGAAAUGCAACUGCAGCAUCAACUGAUAGAAGUGAAAGAGGAGGUUCUCAACCAGGAGGUGGAAGAUCUAGCUCAGCAGCUAAUCCAUCACAACAAGAUGAAUGGGGACGCCCUGUUUAUUCACAAAAUCCACAACUCGGUGCAAUUGGUGGAGAACGUAAGAAGAACACACAGAAUGGAACCAAUGGUACUCGUGGAGACAGCAAUGCAUUCGGCGGAUGGCCACCAAGCAGUCAUCCACCAGAAUCGACAACUCCCCCACCUGUUACUGGACCUCAAACUAUGAUAACUGGAGCUCCGACUCAGACAGCUGCUCCAAUUGUUUCUCAACAGCAACUUUCGAAUCUUCCUAAUGCAGCUGCGAUGGCUGCUGCGGCUGCUGGUAUGCGUCCUGAUCUGGUUGCCUUGGCUGCAAAUCACAUGGAUUUGGCAGCACUUACGAAUGGAUCAACAAAUGGAUCACAAACUCCAUUGCCAGAGUCUAUUUUCCCAGCGAUGUGGAAUGCUCGUCAAGGGCUUCCAGCAGUGGCUACACCAACAACUACUGGUCUGUCAACUAAUGCUUCAGCCGCCUAUAUGCAGCAGAAGUUAGCAGCGGCUCAACUACAAGCACUUGCCAGCCAUCGAUUGAAUCCACAAAUAAUGUCAAUGAACAACCUGCGCACCAAUCAAACAAUUCAAGAGUUUUUGGCGAUGAAUGCAAUGGGAAAUUUGAGUUUGAAUCCUCAACUCACAUCAGCUGCAGCUGCAGCACUAGCAGCUACUGCUGCCGCAAAUUCGGCUGUAACCACUACUGCUUCGGAUGUCGGUCAAUCGCAGAAUUCAGCGAACGCACAACGAGUCAGCGAUCUGAAGGUGCACAGUGUGUUCGGAACAUCUCAACAAGGAAGCACUAUUCGAGAGUUGCAUUGUCCAUCUGGAUUCUGUUUGUCUGACACUGAUGAUAUUCUGAUUGCUGAUACCAAUAAUCAUCGAGUUGUCGUAUGUGGUCCACCUCAUCCAUGGAAGAUUGGACGUCCAGGAACGGAUGACGGACAAUUGUGCUUCCCAAGAAAAGUGAUUGCACUGAGAGGAGAAGCUGUCCGUUAUGUGGUACUCGAUAAAGGCGGUGACGGGAAAACUCGUGCUCAGAUCUUCGAAGCUCGUGGUGAAUUCGUCAAACGUCUCAACAUGAUGGCUUUGGUUCCACGUGGCGGAAUAGAAGUAUCCGCUGCUGCCGCAACCCCGAAUGGACAACUUUUACUUGUUGAUACUGCUGGAUUUGUGUAUUCUAUUGAUGUAGAUGCACCACGAGUCACAUUCUGGUUCGAUGCUUCCACUCAACUCGGAGAAGCUUCUGAUGUUGCCAUGUUUGAUAACCUGAUUUAUAUAACGGAUUUCAAGCAUCAUUGUGUCCAAGUUUACACUUCUGAAGGAAAAUUCAUCCGAAAAAUGGGAGAACCAUCACAGACCCCAUAUCCAAUUGGAAUAGACGUCUCGAAGGCAGGAGAGGUUCUUGUAGCUGAUACUCAUGGAAAUCAUCUGCACGUUGUUGUAUUCUCACCCGAAGGACAACAUAUUCAUUCAUUUACUCACAACGAGUUUAGACUUUCUCGGUGCGUUGGUCUCCGAAUCGCUAAAAGUGGUCACAUUGUGACGUUGUGUAAGCAUAACCACACUCUAUUCGUCUUCAAACCAUUGAUUCUUCCAAAUGGACUUCCUGUUCCAACUCCAGUUCCUCAUGCAACUUCGCUCAUCAGCAAGUUUCAGUGAGGAGGUUACCCCAAUUCCUAUAUAAGCUUUUUUUCUUGUACAUUUCUUUUUUCUCAUUUCUAGCCGUCUUCUUUUUUUUCCUUCUCCCUUUGCUUAUCCGCCUUUUUGUUGUCCCCGGUGUUGUUCCAUUAUUUUAAGUUCCUAAGUUUCUUUCCCCUCCCCAUAUCUCUUAAUUCUUUCGUUUUGAGACCUCAUUUGCCACCCCUCCUCUCCCUCAAGCUUUUUAAUACAAAAACGUCUCUUUUUUAUUUUGCUCAAAUUCUUUCCAAAGAUUUUAAGUUUUUUCUUCUUAUUUCCCAUUUAUCCAGUUUAUACCAUUUUAUUCGUUAAAAUGUAAAUACCGUUAGCGUUUUUUUUUUCAAAUUUACCCCUGUCAACUUUUCAACCCGCCCCCGCCUUUCCGUUUCAAAAAUGUUCUUGUUUUUUCUUUCUUAUAAGCCUCAUCUUAGGACUGCAUCGUUUUGUAUCUAUUUUAAGUGAAAUUUGAAUUUCAGCUCGCCCAAAAAAAAUCAAAAAAUUCCAAAAAAAAUAUAGGGCUCCCUACACACUCUUACUCACUUCCGUUCAUUUUUCUCGUAUAUUGUUAUCCUUGUUAUAAUUUCAGCGUUUUCAAACGGGAGAUCAACUUUUAAAAAACUCUGAAACUAUAAAGUUUAUAUUUUGAACUACAACAAAACCUCGUCAUCGUUGUCCCAAAUUCUAUUCUAAAAAGCGUCCCUGUGCAGCAACCAUUUCUUUUCUUUCUCCAAAUAUUCUCGCAUUCAGCCAAAUUUUAUCAGAUUUUUAUACUAUUUUACGAAAAUGCUCAAUUUCCCCCAAAUUCCCGGCUUUUUUUUCUAUGUUUCCUCAUUUCUAGCGAUUCUAGAGGUCAGUCAUAUAUACUCUAUACGUUGAGUUAAACGCUCUUCAUUGAAAUUCUAGUGCAUUUUUCAAUUGAGAUCGCUUAACUUUUUCCUAUACAUACAGUGUAAUUCUCCCCCCUAGUCCCGUCGCUUUCAAAUGUUUCUUAUAUAUCCCAGUAGGUACCACAAAAAGCUCUUCUAAAAGCACAUUUCGUUACUCAAUUUCUUCAUAUUCCCAUUUUUGAAAUCGUUUUUAUUCGUUUUGUACAUUUCUUUUUAUUCUCAUCUAUCGAAUCGAACCUCAUCUUUAAUCCUGUUUCGUGAUGAUUAUAGACACAAUUAUCUACUCUCUUCCAUCAUUUUUUAUAAAAGCCCCGUACCUUUCCCACUGAAAUUUCAAAUUUGCCGCUCAAAACCAUCAUUUUCUUCUUUUUUGUGAAAUUUUUAUUGGAGCGAAUUCUUAUUCUCACUUUUUUGUGCUAACCACUUUGAUUUUUCCCCCAUUUUUAUUGAGUCCAUUUCCGUGGCGAAUCCAAAGCGCUUUCUAGUACACAUUCUCAAUGUUUUCUACAAGGCUAUUUCUCAGAAUUUUAUUAUAAUUACCAUCUUUUUCAAAAUUUUAACUUUGAUGAAAAUAAAGUGUUAAUCAAAAAAA
Molecule: messenger RNA, 4724 nt
Organism: Caenorhabditis elegans
Lineage: Eukaryota; Metazoa; Nematoda; Chromadorea; Rhabditida; Rhabditidae
Gene: nhl-2
Product: B box-type domain-containing protein
Exons: 8
Coding region: 129-3227 (1032 amino acids)
Molecular function (GO): zinc ion binding
Source: RefSeq, marked reviewed